CCUGCACUGCUGAAACAACAGCAUCUGAAACUGCACUGGGAACUGUGGAACCACCCAGCUUAGCAGCAGCCACAGAGCAGUAGCUUGGGUAGGGAAAGCAAGAGCAAGGCAGCUUGCUUGGCUGGGCAUCCUUUCAAACUGCUGCAGGCUGCUGCUCUCUCAGCCUGGCUGGGAACAUGGGAGGCUCUCAGUCCUUACUGAUGGAGAAGGUGCUUCCACUGUGGGAUGCUACUGAAAUAUGUCAGGGCUGGGCUCAGAAUCUGGGCUUUCUGCAAGUCAUCUAAAGUGAGGUUCUCUUGCUGACAUUUGCUCUUCUAUUAAAGGAUCCUGACUUGGUGGGAUUUAUGCUCUGCUCUGUUUGUUGUUGUGAUUGUUUUGCCUUUUUCUGCCUCAGCUCUUUGCUACACAGCUUCAUUUCUCUCCUUCGGUGCCCAUUCUGGUUAACUUUCCUCUGUGUGGGUUUAAGUUUUGCCUGGAUAUUGCCAGAUGGUCUCAGCUUCUUUUCUCCGUCUCUUGCCUACUCUGGAUAUGCUUUUUUCCCUCCCAUUUUCAGAUUCAAUCCCCUUCAGUGCUGAUUUGGGGGCUGCUUAGAAAAUGUUGCUUUUCUUCACAGGAGCUGCUUGCAUCCAUGUAACCAAGGCUUGUAAAUGAUGAGAAUCAUGGAUUGAUCGUACUGUUUUAGACUUCGAUGGAAGAUCUCAUCCUCUGAUUACAUUUAGUGAAGUGAUCCCACUUUAUCAUUUAAAACACUUUAUCAGUUGUCGUGGUCAUCAUAUCUGGACAUUUGAAAAACAAACCCUGCAACUUCCUUUUCAUUUUCCAUUUCAUCCCUUCCCCAGCAGACCUCAGUCUUCUUAAAUGUUAGAAGACUUGGGAGAAUAGAUCGAGGAGCCUUACUUAAAUCUUGGAUGUGAGUGAGAGUUCUGCCAUAUCUCGUGGUUGGUUGGUUUAAAAGUACAAUGGCCUUGAGUGGAAACUGCAGGACUUACCUCCCUCCUCGAGAGCAAACGACUGCUGCACAAUCCUUCCCGGAGGUGAUAGAACUGAAUGUGGGUGGCCAAGUUUACUUCACUCGCCACUCCACUUUAACAGGCAUCCCCCACACCCUGCUUUGGAAAAUGUUCACCUCAAAAAGAGAGACAGUCAAUGACCUAGCCAAGGAUUCCAAGGGAAGGAUUUUCAUUGACAGAGAUGGCUUCUUGUUCCGCUACAUCCUGGACUAUCUCAGGGAUAAGCAGGUGGUCCUGCCUGAUCACUUUCCAGAACGAGGACGGCUCAAGAGAGAAGCUGAGUACUUUCAGCUACCGGACUUGGUCAAACUCCUGACUCCUGAUGAGAUCAAGCAAAGUCCCGAUGACUAUUGUCAUAGUGAUUAUGAGGAGGUUUCCCAAAGCAGUGACACUAGGAUAUGCGCCCCAUCAUCACUUGUUCCCUCAGAUCGAAAAUGGGGCUUCAUUACCAUUGGCUACAGGGGGUCCUGUAGCAUGGGCAGGGAGACCCAAGCAGAUGCCAAGUUCAGGAGAGUCCCAAGGAUUUUGGUUUGUGGCAGGAUUGCUCUGGUCAAAGAAGUUUUUGGAGAAAGUCUGAAUGAGAGCAGAGACCCAGACCGAGCUCCUGAUAGAUACACCUCCAGGUUCUACUUGAAGUUCAGGCACCUGGAGAGGGCAUUUGAUAUGUUGUCGGAAUGCGGAUUCCACAUGGUUGCCUGCAAUUCCUCAGUGACUGCUUCUUUUGUCAAUCAGUACACUGAUGACAAAGUUUGGUCCAGCUACACGGAGUACGUCUUUUAUCGUGAGCCUUCUAGGUGGUCUUCAUCACACUGUGAUUGCUGCUGCAAAAAUGGCAAAGGAGACAAAGAAGGCGAAAGUGGCACAUCCUGCAAUGAACUCUCCACCUCAAGCUGUGACAGCCAAUCAGAAGCCAGCUCCCCUCAAGAGACUGUCAUCUGUGGUCCAGUCACCCGCCAGUCCAAUAUACAGACUCUGGACCGACCAAUCAAGAAGGGCCCAGUGCAGCUACUUCAGCAGUCCGAAAUUCGGAGGAAAAGUGACCUGCUCCGAACUCUCACUUCUGGCUCUAGGGAAUCCAACUCUAGUAAAAAAAAAUCAGUGAAAGAGAAGCUUUCAAUUGAGGAAGAGUUAGAAAAAUGCAUCCAGGAUUUCCUCAAAAUUAAAAUCCCAGACAGGUUUCCAGAAAGGAAACAUCCUUGGCAAUCUGAACUAUUGCGGAAGUAUCAUCUAUAGGAAUGGCAUCAGGGCAAGGAAAAUCACCUUUAUUACAAUUUAUGAAAUGAGUGUCUACAUGAUAAAAGGAAUAAAAUAAUGAUGAUAAUAAUUUGUUAGGUCAUGAAAAAUAAUCCAUCGCUAGAGUACUGCCUAAUUUGCCUGAUUCACUGAAACAUUUUGAGUCACACUAUAUACAAUAUAUCACUCUAUGUAUGAAUAUAUAUAUUUUUAUCUUCUUAAAAUAGGAGGAUUAACAGUGCAUCUAUUUGUUAAUCUCCAAACAUAGCUUGCAGUGCCACAAGCACAUGAAAAUGAACCCCUGGAAGACAUGUGCAAUAUGAUUGUGGCAGUUCUAAAGUGGAGGAAAUUUGUCCUGUGAUCUGGCAGAGCUUGUGGUGGGUGGUGAUUUUCUAAGCUGCAUGCCUUCUUGAGUUCUCCUUUAACAUCAUUCCUUUGAGAGAGGUCCAGAAUGGGCAAGUACCCAUAAUUUCGAAAGAAAAAUUAACAAUAUGAUGUCAGUUUACACCAGGAAAGAGUGUAUAUAAUACAUUUCCAUAACACACACAUUCCCCUCCUUUGAACUGUGUCUUCCCUCAAAUGAAAUUACCAUGAAUCAUUGGGUGAUCUAUGAACCCCUGUAGAAUUAUGUACAGCUUAUGCAUUCAUCCCAUUCUUUUUCUAGUCUUGAUUUCUGGCGAGGUGAGGGAGGAAAUCAUAGUUGGCUCUGUUUACACCCCACAGAUGUUGAUGGGCCACAGACUGCACUCAGUUUAGCAGAGAACAUCUGAAAAUUCAAUGAUUGCAAUCCAGAAGGCUGUGUGCACAAAAUAAUACCUUUUUUGUAUUCACAUCCAAAUUACAGUUGGCCAACCAUCUCUUUUACCUUUGGGGAGUUUAAAAAGAAGAUCUAAAGAUUCAGUAAAGGGAGCUGUGGAAAUAAAUACUUUAGAGUUUUAGUAUUUUUCGCAGUGCACAUAUAUUCGGAAUUGUUGCCAGGUAGCCAACUUCUUGUUUAACUGGUCUUGCUGCUGUGUCCACUUGGUAUGUACACAGAAAUUAAUUACAGGUAUAUUUUCUUUGGGCUAAAUCCAGUGUUUGUCCCAUGUAGAAUAGACUCCUUAACCUCAGUGGAUUCUCUGUAAGUGGAUUUAAAUCGGCAGUAUUCAUUCCAGUGAGUCCUCUCUAAUUAGGACUUAAAUUGGAUUUAGCCUUUUAUCUCCAUACUGUAAAAGAUUUAUCAUUGAAAUGUUUGCAUAUCAGGUGAAGGGAUGAGGUAGGGUCAAUUUAAAAAGAAAAUGGCAGCCCUUACUGAAUCCAAGAGAAAAAUGUUUACUAUUGCCUUUUUUUCUAGUGGAUAUUGGUCAAAAGAAGUUGAGAUCAGUUCUAGCUAUGUGCAAAAAUCACCCUUUUAUUAUUAUUUUUUGUUAUCUCUGUAUCAUUUAGGCUACUUUGUCUUCUUUGCCAACUUCCUCACACUGCACAAAGCUUUCAGAUUUCCCAAGGGGUUUAUCACACGGGAGGAAUUUCUCUUAAUUUCGAAUGAAAAGAAAG
Sceloporus undulatus (fence lizard) is the source of this 3776-nucleotide messenger RNA. RefSeq names its product potassium channel tetramerization domain containing 16 (gene KCTD16). Lineage: Eukaryota; Metazoa; Chordata; Lepidosauria; Squamata; Phrynosomatidae. Gene Ontology annotation, molecular function: protein binding. Gene Ontology annotation, cellular component: postsynaptic membrane; presynaptic membrane. Gene Ontology annotation, biological process: protein homooligomerization; regulation of G protein-coupled receptor signaling pathway. The coding region runs from base 960 to 2243 and encodes 427 amino acids. The record is from RefSeq and is a predicted model, not a curated record. The transcript has 3 exons.